Messenger RNA from Asparagus officinalis (garden asparagus), 1269 nucleotides. RefSeq names its product protein NRT1/ PTR FAMILY 8.5-like. The record is from RefSeq and is a predicted model, not a curated record. Gene Ontology annotation, biological process: oligopeptide transport; transmembrane transport. Gene Ontology annotation, cellular component: membrane. Lineage: Eukaryota; Viridiplantae; Streptophyta; Magnoliopsida; Asparagales; Asparagaceae. Gene Ontology annotation, molecular function: transmembrane transporter activity. Bases 1 to 1269 code for a protein of 422 amino acids. The transcript is spliced from 4 exons.
AUGCUAACAUUGUCGGCUACUCUGGAAGGUUUCCAGCCACCCCCAGGCUUGCCUGCGAGCAGAAAACAAGAAGCAUUCCUUUAUGGAGCCCUUGCUAUAAUUGCAAUAGGUAUAGGUGGUAUCAAGCCUUGUGUCAGCACCUUUGGGGCUGAUCAAUUCGAUGAGACUUAUGCUUCCGAGGCAGAGAAUAAGCACUCAUUUUUCAAUUGGUUUUACCUCAGCAUCAACGUAGGAGGCAUUCUAGGCAUUGGAGGUGUUGGCUAUGUAUCACAGAAAAAGGGUGUAGGGUGUGGUUUUGCAGUGUCAGCUGUUGUAAGUGCGGUAUCGUUGAUCAGCGUUAUAGCUAGAUAUCGGCGAUAUAGAUAUCAAAAGCAAAUGGGAAGUCCUUUAACUAGAUUUGCGCAAGUGAUUGUUGCAGCUUACAUAAAUCAUAGAAAGGAGGUAAUCGGAUAUUUUAUUGCUCCCAAAUUGAACCACACCCAACAAUAUCGAUUCUUGGAUAAGGCAGCUAUAGUAGUGUCAUCAGGAGAGAUGAACCCUAGCAUGUCAUCAGGAGAGAUGAACCCUAGCAGUAAUAGAUGGAGGCUCUGCACUGUAACUCAAGUGGAAGAAUUCAAAUGCGUCAUUCGUCUAAUACCUAUAUUUAUCACCACGAUAGCCCUGUCCGUCUCCUACUCCCAAGUCUCAACCUUCUUCAUGUCACAAUCCACAAUCAUGAAUCGUAACAUAGGGGAAAAAAUUGUUCCUCCUGGAAUGGUUGUCCUCUUCAUUUCCCUCAACCCUUUUAUCAUCAUCCCCAUUUAUGUGUGCAUAAUUGUUCCCUUUCUAAAGGCUUUUGCUUAUGUUGGUCAGCUUGAGUUCUUCUAUGACCAGUCGUCACAAGGAACAAGGAGCAUUACCUCUGCACUCUUUUUGAGCCAGUCUGCUGUCGCACAUUUCCUGAGUGGUUGCAUUGUGAAAGGUAUAAAUAGAUUAACAGGAGGGGCAAAGGAAGCUGUCGCACAUUUCCUGAGUGGUUGCAUUGUGAAAGGUAUAAAUAGAUUAACAGGAGGGGCAAAGGAAGGUUGGCUAAGAAAUGAUUUGAACAAGAGCAGAUUGGAUUAUUUCUACUGGAUUUUGUGUGCUAUUAAUGCCGUGAACCUUGUCUUCUAUUUGUGGGCUGCUUAUGUUUACAAAGGGAAAAAUGAUGGCGCUAGUGGAAAGGACCUUGAAGAAGAUGCAAUUUGGGAUGAAGAGGUGGGUUGUAGCGGACAGAUAUUGAAAAAUUAA